UAUUAACACAAGGAUUUAUUUGUUCUGUAGGCAAGUAAGAUAUUGGGAAGGAUUGCUACAGUUUAACCAAAGGCAGUUUUCACUCAACAUAGAACUCUAAACAAAUUAGACAUUCUUGGAAAUCCUGUUUGAAUUCGCAGGUUGGGCAAAUAAUGAAAGCAUUGGAAUAUUUAACAUAUUCCUGAGCACAGGAUUUUUAACAAUUCAAACCUGCCAGCCUUAUUACAGCAAUGGAUGGAGAAACGUAUUCCAGUUAUCAUCCAUUUGUAUCACACCCAGUAGAGACAGUCAUUUUGGGAACCAUUUUUUCCUGCAUUCUUUUGUGGUUCAUUAGAGAUGGUCUGAGAGUCGAAGGCAUUGAGCAGAAGCAUGUCUUUGUCACGGGAUGUGAUACCGGUUUUGGAAACCUGCUGGCAAGGCAGCUUGACCAGAGAGGGUUCAAUGUCAUAGCCUCGUGUCUGACAGACAAGGGAGGACAAGAUCUACAAGCAGCGAGCUCCCCCAAACUGAAGACUGUCCUGCUCAAUGUUACAGACAGUCAAAGCAUUGAGAAAGCUGUGCAGUUUGUACAGACUGAAGUUGGAGAUAAAGGUCUCUGGGGCCUGGUGAACAAUGCUGGAAGAGCAACACCAAUUGGACCAACAGAAUGGAUGCAAAAGGAAGAUUUUAAUAAAGUUCUUGACGUUAAUCUCAUAGGACUGAUUGAGAUCACCCUGAAGUUCCUUCCACUGAUAAAGAAAGCCAGAGGCCGGGUUGUGAAUGUUGCCAGUGUAAUGGGCAGGUUGGCCUUUGCCGGUGGAGGAUACUGUUUAUCCAAGUGGGGAGUGGAGUCUUUCUCAGACAGCUUGAGGAGGGACAUGCAGUAUUUUGGUAUCAAAGUCAGUAUAAUAGAGCCUGGCUUCUUCAAGACUGGUGUUACAAGUUUAGCAGUAAUAGAGAAGGACCUGCAAAGACUUUGGGACCGCCUCUCUCCUGAGGUCAGGGACUCCUAUGGAGUACAAUAUUUUGACAAGUAUCUGAAAGCUCAGAGUCUCUCGAUGAACACUUUUUGCAGCUCUGAUAUCUCGAAGGUCACAAACUGCAUGGAGCACGCCUUGAUAGCAAAGUACCCCAGGACUCGCUAUGGAGCAGGAUGGGAUGCAAAGUUCUUCUGGCUGCCUCUCUCCUAUGUGCCAUCAUUCAUAGCAGAUUUCAUGUUACGUGCACUGCUGCCAACUCCUGACGCCAGCAGGCAACAGAUAAAGUUGGCAUUUAAUAGCACUGAUAAUUUACAAAAAAUACAAGUUAAUCCCCAUUAAAGAGUCUUUACUUCAUAAGGGGUGUCAAUGCCAAUGGGUGGACACAACUGGGACAGCUCACUUACCCAUAUUGAGUCUGCAGCAACUAGAUUUUGCUGGUGUGCAACUAUGGACAUUUAUGAUGCUGUAGCGUUUGCAGUGUUCUACAAUCUACUGUUUAUUUAUUAUUGUGAUGUCUUCUAUCAAUUAAAGUUUGAAAUACCGCAUGAACAUGGUUACAAAGUACAUUAAUGCUAUAUUGUAUUUAAACUUUAACCCUUUGUUUAGUACUUUAUAGUGUUUUAUUUUUACAGUUUUAGCUUUUUAGAAAGAAAACCAGAUUUGAAUAUGUUGCACCUCACUAACUUCCAAGGAUAUAGUCUCUUAAGCUUAAUUUUAUGUGGGUUGAAACUACAUCACACUGUGUACAUCGCUGUCAUUUUCAGUACUGCAAAGCUUUUAACUAUGUAAAUUCAAUAUUGUUUUACAUGGGACCUUUCACAAGAGAAGAGUUUUGUGUUGUGUAAAAAAAAGUAUAUACAUAUACAUUGUUAAAGACAGUUAAUCCUAAAAAACAAUCUGUAUUUAUAAUCUGUAUUGUUACAUACCAUUUAUUGUUGUAAACAAUGUCUAAAAGAACACAUUGUGUAAUAAAUAUUAUACUGUA
Molecule: messenger RNA, 1944 nt
Organism: Acipenser ruthenus (sterlet)
Lineage: Eukaryota; Metazoa; Chordata; Actinopteri; Acipenseriformes; Acipenseridae
Product: retinol dehydrogenase 7-like
Exons: 5
Coding region: 231-1298 (355 amino acids)
Source: RefSeq, a predicted model, not a curated record